UUACAGGAAAGUCAUGGAGGCGCUGAAACCUUUCUGGUAAACUCUUUUUAUUAAUAAUUCGGAUAAAAUUAGGAGAAAGAAACAAAUAUGAAUGUUGCUUUUUACUUAAUAUCUGUACUUUACGAGUCCAUUUAUCUUUCAGCCUAUCGCACUUCUUCAGUGUAUCGUACAUGAGGUAAGUCAAACUUAUUUCGCUUUGCCCUUGUUCCUUGGUACUUAAGGCUUUGAUCUCUUACUAACACAAAAUGAACUAAGCUAUAAACGAUAAAAUAAUCCUCACGGUGAUUAUGCAAAUGACCGUUGCCGGGUUACGAAACCUCCCCCUUUAAUAAUCAGGGUAAGUGCAAAACUUUUCAUGAGUUUUCUUUGUAUUUUUUAGAAUAAAAAAUAUUUUAGGAUCAAGGAUGAGACUCGGGGGAAGUCGGGGCAACUGAGGGCAACUAGGAAAUGGCUCAUUGGCGAUUAUCGAAAGUCGUAACGGUGAAAACAUUACCCCGCAAGCUAGCCUAGUUUGAUGCGUUUGUUCGAUUGAUUGAUUGAUUGAUUGAUUGAUUCAUUAAUUGACUGAUUGAUUGAUUAAUUGACUGAUUGAUUGAUUGAUUGAUCGAUUGAUUGAUUGAUUGACUGAUUGAUUGAUUAAUUGACUGAUUGAUUGAUUGAUGGAUCGAUUGAUUGAUUGAUUGAUUGAUUGAUUAAUUGACUGAUUGAUUGAUUGAUUGAUUGACUGAUUGAUUGACUGAUUGAUUGAUUGAUUGAUUGAUUGAUUGAUUGAUUGAUUGAUUGAUUGAUUGAUUGAUUGAUUGAUUGAGUGAGUGAGUGAGUGAGUGAUCGAUCGAUCAAUGGAUGGAUGGAUGUUUGGGUGGAUGGAUAUGUUCGAAUGAUGGAUUGGUUCACUGAGUGAUUAGUUGUUUGAUUAAUUGCUUGAUUGAUUGAUUGAUUGAUUGAUUGACUUACUAAUCUAUUGUUAGUUAUAGGUACAGUAUCGAUACAGUACUGCACUCUUUCUUUUUAAGAAUGCGCCAUGUCUACCUGCGGAUAAGUUUUCCCCGUCAAUUGUGAAUUUUGUAUCUCAGUGGUGAGUAUUAGUCCUCGCCAAUUUACUGGUAACCACAAACGGAACUAAACUUCUGGGCCGUCUUGCGUAAAGCCGGGUUAAUAUGACCCAAGGUUAAGGUGAAAUUUGAAUACAGAUAUGAAAGCUUAAAAAGCAAAUUCAGUGUAAUCCUCUUUGUCUACAAUGUGAUGAUUGGAUGCUCUAAAAAUAAUGGGGAAAAUUUUCCGAGAAACCCGGGCUAGUACUAAUCACCCUUCGAACAACCCUGGUAAAGCUCGUCUGCGAAACGGCGCCGAAAUCCUUGUUUUGUUUCCCCACCUGUGUAGCAGGAUUUGAGUACAUGAUUGGCCUGAUAAAAAAGCCAUUGUCGAUUUGCCAAUAACGUUGGAGGGAAAUUCGAAACACGUUACCAGUAUUCGUUGAGUCCGUAUCGGCGCUGCUUUUCAGACGUUACUAAUCGGGGUUACAUUAGGUCUGCGACGCAGGCUAAUUUACUGUUACAUAAAUGUGAAAAGACUUCCUCACCAGAUUCUCGUUGUUCUUUUUUUUUUCUCAGCAUGCAGAAAAGCCCAUCAGCAAGGCCAACUCCUGAGGCGGUUAUGGUAGGCUCAGUUUGACCUUUUGUUUACCAGUUGCGGUCGCAAAACUGUCGUUGUUGUUGUUGUUAUUUUUUAAUCUCUCUCUCUCUCUCUUUCUUUGUGAAUGUUAGACACAUCCAUUCAUCGCAUCAAAUGAUGACGGAAAUGUGGACAUUAUAUCCAUGUGGGUGUGUCGUCAGCCAGAACAGAGAAGAUCACGUGACCAAAGCUUGGACUCGCCAACUUCAGAAUCAUCUUGA
This is a messenger RNA of Porites evermanni, 1892 nucleotides long. Lineage: Eukaryota; Metazoa; Cnidaria; Anthozoa; Scleractinia; Poritidae. The record is from the annotation of a GenBank genome assembly.